GCAAUUUCCACUUCUGGUUGCUAUUCUGCGAAUUUUUCCUUUACUUAUAGACAGUUUACUGGAGCGAUUCCAUCACAUGGCGAACAUCCAAGAUGGCUCAAUGGAGGAGAUCCUGUGGCGGUCGCCAGCGCACGUUCAGAUGAUGGGAGGCUUUCUCCAUUCCAACAAUAUUUUGUUCUACUUCGCCGAAUCUCCGUUCUUCGACGCUACUUCUAACAAUGCCUCUCUUGCCAUUCAAGCCAACUACAACGAAACACUUCGCCACUUUGUGGAGACUCGUGAGGCGUUCGAGGGCCGUUUGAGGACCAUGCAAGGGUUAGAAUUUGUGGUUGCUUAUGACCCGUUGCAGGCUGCGGCACAAACAGAGACCAGUUUUGCGCAUGAACCAUCUAAUAUCUGGGUGAUCCGGAAACAGACGAGACGGAAACGAGCCGGGAUAGAUGAUGAGGUGGUAGUUUUAUCCACUUACUUCGUUGUGGGAGAUUGCAUCUAUAUGGCCCCGUCAGUUGCGAACGUUGUGGGAAACAGAAUACUUUCUGCUGUUUCAUCACUCACGAGCCUUCUGAAGACCGCAUCGUCACUGCCUAGUUUUACUCCGUCACAUGGGCACACGUACAUGCCGCCCGCACCCAAACCGACGGACACCAGUCAGCCAGGAGCUCAAUCUCAGCAAAGCAAGGAGAACACUCCGAUGCCCGGCACCGACUCCACAAAAACUCCGUUAGUCGGUCUCCAAAUGACCAGCGUGGGGACAGUUUUUCAGGACACGAAGUCUUUCGCCGAAUCAUUCGGUCUCCUUGCAAGAUAUGGAGAGGAAUUCAUGGAUGAGAACCCACUAGUCGGAGAGCCGGGGUCAUUCAUCCUGUCCAAAUCCGGGGAUGCGGAUCGAGCUGCUGCUGCCAAACAACCACCGAAUAUCAGCCGACCUGGGAGUGUCCUGGGCAGAGUUGGAACGCCUCAAGACAAGGUUGACACGCCUGGUAAAACAGCAGAGAAAGGGGCCACUCCGUCGGCCUCCGAUGAGAAUAAAGCACGAAAGAAGAAGGCCAAAAUUGGGAGUUAGAAAAAGGAAAAGAAAGGGGAAAGAAAGAAUAAGAAUAAGAAUAAAGCCAAAAUUUUGUGAUACCCUUUUAUUAACAACCUGAAGAUCAUGGUAAAUGUACAUUCCAUGAAUACGUCCACAGCAAAUGACCGAUGUAAGGACUAGAAUCAGAUAAUUCACUUGUUGUAUACUGAGGCAACUAACUACAGCAAUAAUUACAAUGUAGAAAAUGCCAGGAGGUAUGCU
This is a messenger RNA of Aspergillus alliaceus, 1288 nucleotides long. RefSeq names its product mediator complex subunit MED6 (gene med6). The transcript has 3 exons. The coding region runs from base 77 to 1063 and encodes 328 amino acids. NCBI's taxonomy places the organism in Eukaryota, Fungi, Ascomycota, Eurotiomycetes, Eurotiales, Aspergillaceae. Gene Ontology annotation, biological process: regulation of transcription by RNA polymerase II. Gene Ontology annotation, molecular function: transcription coactivator activity. The record is from RefSeq and is a predicted model, not a curated record. Gene Ontology annotation, cellular component: mediator complex; core mediator complex.